Molecule: messenger RNA, 4752 nt
Organism: Caenorhabditis sp. 36 PRJEB53466
Lineage: Eukaryota; Metazoa; Nematoda; Chromadorea; Rhabditida; Rhabditidae
Source: the annotation of a GenBank genome assembly
AUGAUCAUAUCGUAUCUGGCUCGGAUUGUGCUCCUACUGCCCGAGCUCUCGUCUGGAGAUACUGAUCGACUCGCCGAAAUCGCUGCUAACCAGGUACAUUAAUCGAAACUCGAAUCUAAAAUGCAUCUAAAUUUUCUAUUGCCAAAUCUGAUCCAAUUUUCUCCUAGACGUUUAUUUGCUAGACUUGUUUCAUUUUAUAGGCGCCGUUGUACUCACUCAUUUCCUUAUUUUUCAGUAGAUUCAACUGAAUCUUUUUUCAGGAGCACUCAAUUCAGCUGAAUCAACAGGAUAGGACGUUCCCCUAUCCGAACAUCCCGGAGCCACAACACGAACGUCGUAGGGAAGGUGGAAAACGGAAAAAGUUCCGGAAGGAGCGACUGGACGAGGCGUGUACUGCGAUCAAUGAAACUUUGCGCAAGAACUUACUCCAGGUUAGUUCUUUUUCGGUUUCGGCACGUCAUAGGGCCACAUCCGUAUCUAUUUUUAUGGAUGGAUGCUUGAAAACUCAAUUUCUCCGGAGAAUAAAUAAAUGCGUAUCCUUGCAAAUGUCGUGUAUUAACAUUUCAACAAAAAAUUGCUCUUCCUAGUGAACAUUGGAACCCUUCAGUUUCGCUAUUUUAAUCCGUUUGAUGCGCGGCCUUUUACUGACGCUUAGAGGUUUUCAACUGGCAUUUAGAUUUGUUCGUUUACUCGUUUUUCUAGCAAAACAGGGGGUGUCUAAAGCUGACGAAUCAGUCUUCCUCACUUCUGUUAGUGUUCAGGUUUGGUGAGGAACGUCAAUAAGUGUCACAGGAAUCCUGUCAAUCUUCCAUUCUUUACCCAAAACGUUUUUUGUUUCUGUUUGUCAUCAUCUCAACAGAAUAUAGAAAAGAAAGAUACAUAUUGGGGGCACGCAGGUCUCCUUUUUUUCUUGCUAUUUUCUUGUCUUUCAGUGAUGGGGGAAACCCAUUAUAAUAUCUGCGAAAGCGUUACAUGCAGAUCUUGUUCUAAAAUUGGUUUCACCCCCAACAAGGUAUAAUGAUCUGAGAGAGCUCAAGCUCAGGUUUGACAUCAUCAUGACGGAAGGGGGGUAUGUUGCAACUAGGACGUUAUUGUCUUCCUGGGAGGAAGUUGGUAUGUACUCUUAGCUUCAACCCGUGGUUCCUGAUUCUUUAUAACUCUCUGUCUCUCUUUUGACUUCCAUCAUUCCGGCGGACCUUUUUCCCACAACCCAACAAAAAAAUAUAUAUAUUUAUGGUUUUUAUGCGUUUGACGGCGACAAAGGUCCUCCUCACACACACACACACACACACACACAAAACCCUUUUAGUAGAAUCAUGGGCACAGAGACACUGGCUGCUUGGAAUCAUUCAUUCGCAUUUAUUAUGCGCACCCAAUGAGGCGUGUUCAUAAUCAUUUUUUAGGUCCGAGGGGUACGCAAAACGUGUGUAGUGCAGUGUUGCCGGCCGGCCGCCAGAGAUUCUAAAUGUUAAUCGAAUUCCAUCUGUCCCUUCUUUUUUGUCCAACUGACAUGAGCCAUUUUUCGAAAGACCGACGCCUAACAGCCUAAUACGAGAAAAAUCGGAUUCGUGGGCGCCCCGAUUGGUGUGUCUUUCGUUUUAAUUGGAUUCUCUCAUUUUCCCGAAUAGAAACAGGAACACAGAAACGAAACGUUUAGGGCUCGUGCCACUGCCACAAAAUUGGAAUAGUUUUAUGUGUCCGAGAGCAGAAUUGGUUAAUGCAGGAACGAAUUUGGAAUGAGAAUUGGAUGAAUAAAAAAGAGGGGCACUUAAGGAACAAAAGAUGAGAAACAAAAGUUCAAUUUUGAGUUUGGGCCCGAAAAAUCUUCCUAUCCUUGUUUUCAUUUUUGUUUUUGCCCAUUUUGUGAACGCGUGGUCAAUCACGUGAAUAAACAUUCGGGCUUGUCUCCAAAUGCAUCAGGGACGGACUGCUACUCUUAAAACAGCCGCAAAAGAAGAAGAAGAAGGAGAGGAGAGUGAGAAAAUAACAUAUAUAAUCAGACAGAGCGAGCAGUUUCACUUUAUUGCGUUUCAAUCCAUCUACACUUUCACGUUUUUUGGGUGAAAGCUUUUUUCCUUCCUGCCGGCUCAUCCGGCUUCACUCGACAAACUUAUCGCUCCUCUCCGCCGCCGGUUACGACCAACCAACUAUGUGUGAAAGCGAGCGAGGGAGAUUCUUUCAGCUCGAAAUUUUCAUCUCAAAGGUUCUCUAAUGAGAGCUGGGCGGUUAUUAGUGUCUAGUGGCAUACCAGCCGAUGGUAUUUGAAGUGGAACCAUUGAAUUAUUCAUAUUGGAGCAGUUAAUGAAAAGGGUUGGGUUUCCCGAGUAAAUACAUGGGAUCAUUAAAUAAUUCUAUGGAGAAGGGUUUGACGUUUGAUGAUCAUGAAAGUGAAUCCAAGUGCAAAAUCCAAGUACAUACAUGCCUUCCUGUUUCAAUUUUUGGUUCUCAAACUCGAGUGUCUUUUUUUUUCUUUUUAGGCAAAAAAGUCAUAACCAAAUUCAUGAUGCAUAUUUGAUGAUGUCGAUGAGUCGGGCCUUCUUCGCAGCCAAUAGAUUCAAUUGGGAUCCCAAUGUUCGGCGUGUCUUUUGUUGUUCACGUGAACAAUGGUCGAUAAUAACUGAAAGUUGGUUUCGACCAAAGUAUGCACCGCUUUCCCAUUCCCCAGCGCAUCUAACUCUAAUCCAUAGCCCGAGGGGGAAUGAACUGGUCAAUCAUGAAAUUCUGAGAAUACAUAGAUGGAAAUGUACACAAACAUUUAUUUGAUUGGGAGAGAGAUGAGAUUUUUUUCAGGAACUCUUCGACGAUUCGUACGACAAAAAUAAUCUGCCAAGUGCUAACUCGACCGAGGUCCGGAAAUCUUCGACUUCAAAACAACUAUUUCAAACUCUUGCAGGUCAUUGUGGAAUUGACAGUCCAAUCGAUAACCGAGAUCAGCGAAUUCUCGUCGAGUUUCAAAGCGGAUGUGUGGUUCUCUCAAAUCUGGCGUGAUCCACGUCUCGACUUCUCCGACCGUAACUAUUGUCUCAAAAAUAUUUCGCUGGCUUCUCACAAACUUCCGACCAUGUGGUCUCCGAACGUGUGUUUCGUGAAUAGCAAAAAAGUGAGUGCGGGGCUCGGCGGGUCCAAUUCUCUCUCUCCAAUUUUAUUAGGUUCCGUGGACUUUUUCGUCGGAAAAUUUUCACAAAUUGAACAUGCGACAGCAGUUGUAGAAAGUAUAAGGUUUUGGAGGCAAUGGGGGGACGUCUCAUUCACAAUUCGGGGUCAACUCUUCAUAAGAAAUCUCGAAUUUCAGGUGGAAAUCCAUGCUUCUCCGUCACAAAACAUUCUUCUCCUGAUCUUUCCAAAUGGUACCGUUUGGCUAAACUUCCGCGUCUCAUUAAUGGGGCCUUGCAAACUGGAUUUGACCUAUUUUCCAAUGGACAGACAAUCCUGCAAUCUCGUAUUUGAGGUGAGAAAUAAGGAGGAUGAGGAAGCUGUGGAAAUGACAGUUUUGUGAUGGAUAUGAAUCCACUUCGGGGCAAGUUGUGGACAAAACAUGAAAAGAAAGGGAGGGGGAGGGAGAAAUAAAACGAAGAUCUCAUCUCAUUCCCGCAUCCCACUUUACUUUUACAGAGUUAUUCGUAUAACACGGCCGAGGUGAGAAUUGUGUGGAGAGAUUGGGAUCCAGUCACAAUUCCGGACCCGGACUCGAAAAAUCUUCCGGAUUUUGAGUUGGUGGAUAUCAAGUUGGUCGCAAAAGCAAUACACUAGUAGCAAUAUUGGAGAUUUCAGACAUUUUAACGCUACUUUGGUUUAUACAGCAGGACUCUGGGAUCAGUUAGAAGUUCAGUUCACUUUCAGAAGACUGUAUGGCUAUUAUGUUCUUCAGGUACCGCUGAAAGUUACAAAAUUGACAAAUUUCUUUAUUUUCAGGCGUAUAUGCCAACAUAUCUUUCUGUUUUCAUAUCCUGGAUAGCUUUCUGGAUUGACACUAAGGUAAGCAGACUGUUGGCCCGAAAAAGUGCAAAUCCGUCAAUUGUAGGCUCUCCCAGCUCGAAUCACACUCGGAGUCUCAUCCCUUAUGGCGCUGACCUUCCAAUUUGGUAACAUUGUCAAGAAUCUGCCACGUGUCAGUUAUGUCAAAGCUCUUGACAUUUGGAUGUUCGGAUGUGUGGGAUUCAUUUUCUUGUCUCUGGUUGAGGUGAAUCUAAAUUAUACCCUUGAAACCUUUAAUUCGGCUCUUCCAGCUCGCUGUCGUUGGAUUCGCUGACAAAUUGGAGGCCAAACGGAGGAGACACAAUCGGUUCGUUUUCGUGGCCCGGGGGACGUUUUUUCUAGAACAGAGCACAUUUUCUUCAGGUGCAAGGAGCAAUUGAUGAUGAGAAGCGAUUCGGAGCAACAGUGGCUCUCCAGAUUGUCCGGACAACGACCACAGGUUGCCGAAACGAGUGCAGGUCUUGAAUCUUGGAGCAUCUGAAAAAAACAAUUGCAAAAGUUGACUUACAGAUUCCACCCAUACAGUUCAAAUAAACGAUGGGAACGGAAAUGUGCGGAGACGAAAAAGUGAGGAAAAGCGGCAAAAGCUACUGCUUCACAUGGAGAGCGCGAUGUAUGUCAAUGGAGAGAAAAUUGACGAGGUAUGUAUAACUUCAAAUCACAUAUUUUUUCAUGAAUAACUUUCAGAUUUCUGCUAAGCUCUUCCCACUUCUAUUCACCGCGUUCAACAUCUUCUAUUGGUUCUACUACAUUGGAAUGUCUGGGGGAUUCUUCUAG